AGGCCCAGAACGGUCGGCGUGUAAUUCUUCUCCACAAUCUUAUAUUUCUCCAGCUGCUCCCAUUGGCCCAUUCCUUAUACAGCUUAUUUAUUUAAAUAUCUGCAUUCCCUACAUGUCCAAUCGCCUUCAGGGUGUGGAAUCUUUCUAUGAGGACAUGAUCAGUGUCACAAACAGGCUUCCCGCCGCGGAUGAGCAUCGUCGCGUCCGACAUCUCACCCUGCAUAAGCCUUUCGCGUCUACUGUCUCUGAUGAAGAUUUGGCUCGGAUAUUCUCUAGCGCACCACAUCUAGAAACCGUCGUUCUAUCUGGCAUACCUGACAUUACAGACAGAACGAUCGUUUUACUCGCCGAAAACGCGAAUAAUCUUCAGUCUAUUGAUCUUACAGGAUGUCAGCAGAUAUCGGAUGUAGCAGUGCUGGAACUGACUACAAAGUCUCUUCCGCUUCAGUGCAUCAAGCUCAAUGCUGUCGUGGGGCUUACGGACCCCUCUAUAUCUGCAAUCGCGAAGUCUUCGCCACGGUUGCUUGAGCUAGAACUUUCUGGCCUUCCCCUUCUGAGCCCAUUGUCCGUAAGAGAUGUAUGGUCAUUUUCUAGGAAGCUCAGGACUCUUCGCUUAGCUCAUUGCCCCCUUUUGAGCGACAAGGCGUUCCCCAGUUCGAUUGAACCUUCAGAUGAGAACGAUGAAGAAGAAAGAGAAAAACCACUUCCACCGAGACCGAUAACCUGGGUAGAACAGCUUCCUCCUUUAAUUUUACGACAUACCGCCGACAAUCUUCGUGUCCUCGAUCUAUCGUCAUGCAAAAUAACUGACGAAGGUAUCGAAGGUAUCAUUGCUCAUGCUACGAAGAUACAAAAUUUGAACAUUUCCCGUUGUUCAAAUCUCACCGACCGUUCGCUUGAAGCCAUCUCUACGCUCGGGGACAACCUUGAUGUUCUCAUUUUGGCCCACGUCAUGAAUAUCACCGACCGAGGAGUUGUAUAUUUUGCAAGAGCUUGUAGGAAUCUACGAGUUGUGGAUGUAGCUUUUUGCCGAAAUCUCACUGAUAUGUCGGUCUUUGAGCUGUCCGGGCUCUCCAGCCUUCGAAGAUUGAGCCUCAUCCGCGUUCACAAGCUCACGGAUAUUGCCAUUUUCUCGCUUGCUGAGCAUGCUUGGGCACUGGAGCGCCUAUACAUCUCGUACUGCGAUCAUGUAUCUCUAGAUGCCAUUCACCUUCUGGUGAAAAAUCUAACUCGUCUCCAACAUCUUAGCGCAACCGGGGUUCCAUCUUUGAAGAGGAAAGGCGUGCAUCGGUUUUCAGACCUGCCGCCAUCUGACCACGAUCCGGACCAGCAAGCUGCCUUUCGCGUGUUCAGCGGGAUGAACGUUGAAGGUCUACGGAAAUUUUUGAACAAGGAAGAUCAACGGCGGCGUGACGCAGAAGCGAGGAAUAUACCAUUCGUUACACGUUCGGAUGAUAAAUUGGAUCUCUAUUAGCGAUGUGUACAUCGACGUAUACGGGAAAAGGUACCCAAAAGUCUCAUUUCUACGGAUUUUUUGCACGUUGUGGCGUCUUUCCUUUUCCUUGUCCUUCUAUACCUCAUUUAUCACAUAGGUUAUUACGCUUCGCUCCCUAGGGCUAUCUCUCCUUAGCAUAUCGACGUACUAGCUUUUGGGACGUACCGACUGACUACGAUUAAUAGCUGAACGUUUUUUCCAGGG
Molecule: messenger RNA, 1699 nt
Organism: Lentinula edodes (shiitake mushroom)
Lineage: Eukaryota; Fungi; Basidiomycota; Agaricomycetes; Agaricales; Omphalotaceae
Exons: 5
Coding region: 113-1474 (453 amino acids)
Biological process (GO): SCF-dependent proteasomal ubiquitin-dependent protein catabolic process
Cellular component (GO): SCF ubiquitin ligase complex
Molecular function (GO): protein binding
Source: RefSeq, a predicted model, not a curated record